UCUUUUGUUAACCUGCUAGCAUGUUAGACGGCUAGAACAAAAGGUGGUUAAUGAGUUUAUUCGGUGUGUGUGUGGUCACUUAGAGUUAGAUUGGCAGCUUUUAUGUUUGUAUGGGUCCUGUGUUUUAUUUACGUCACGCGGCUAAGCUGAUGCAACACGGGGAGGUUUAGCUUUAUGGGUUGCCAUGAUGACACAGCCCGGCUCAAUAAAACCGGAUAGAGGACUGACUCUGUGAUUCUGUCGCAGCUAGCAAACGAGUUUGUARAGUCGAAGCCCGAUGAUGCUCCAGGAUGGCUCAACCCAGCUCCUCUGCCUCACAGCCGGCAGCGGGGUUCCUCUUUUCACCCGAGGGGCCUCCCGACAGCAGCUGCCCUUCUCCGUAAUCGGCUCCCUGAACGGCGUGCACCUGUUCGGAGGAGGUCAGGGAGCUCUGCUGUCCUGCUGCGGCACGGACAACGGGGGGAAGGUGACGUGGAGGGUGUUUCACGACAGCGUGAUGCUGAUCGCUGUGAGUGGAGGAGGAGGAGGUGGUGGACAUCAAGAGGAGGAGGUCCACCUGCAGCGCCUCCUGGAGAACGCGUGGAACUGCAUGGUGCUGGUGUUGGGCCAGGAUGAGCUGGCAAAUGUCAGGAAUGUGGAAAGACUGAAGAAGGACCUGAGGUCCUGCUUCAGCCUCAUCGAUCAGCUGCUGGAAGGGAAGCACCCAGGUAUCUUUGGAGACCUCACACACUGUGCUGAUUCACUGCUGCCACCGAACCUCACCCCCCUGCAGGAGGCUGUGGAUGGAUUUGCCCAGGCAGCUGACAGUGAGUUCGGUUGCCUCGUCGUCCACGGGCGCAUAGCUGCAGCGACCGAAAAGUGGUGGCGCCUGGCACCGCAAGAGGUCGUCCUGCUCUCUGCUUUGAUACGCACCUUAUCCGCCUCUGGAUCAUCCUCUUGCGAUUACCCGGUUUUCCUUCCUCAAGGCAGCCCCACUGUUGCCCACCGCCUGCUCUGCUUCAGGCUUCUCCCCGGUGCAAGUGUGUGUGUUUUGUGYGGUCCUACCCCACCUCUGCACAAAGCCGAGACCGAGCUGGUGGGUUGUUUCUGGUCACCCCUGGUAGAAACUUUGAGAAGCUGCCUGGCCGUCGGGGAGCGCUGCAUGCCAGGAUCCGUCUCUCUGCGGCCUGACGUGCUGGCACUCCUCCUCAUUAAUCGUGAAACCCGUCGUUCGGUCUCCUGCGUGCAGACUUCCACUCAUCAUCCACUACUUUCCAAAACUCGCUGCUGGGAGCUGCUGAAGGCCUUUUAUAUCUUCUGCAUUUCUCGCUACUUCGCUCAGGACGAGACGUGCGCUUCAACGGAGGAGAGCGCUCCGAGAGGCAAAACAGAAGACUUUAUCCUCGGGUUUUCUCACCAGCCUCAACAGUGCUAUCUAGUUACAGAAGAAUGUAAAAGCUUUGGACUUCAGACACCACAGCACCAGCUGUUUCUGCUUGUGUCACCAUCUGUGCCCACUUUUGCUGUACGCACAGUGGCAACACAAACUCUCUCUCAUAUAGUUUCAGCCACAGGGUUUUAAUCGAAUUGUUGUUGUUUUUGUURUUGCCAAAGGUUAAUUGUUUUAUUGUAGUGACCUAAUCAUAAAUUAUCAGUGUGUAGGGGUCACCUCGAGUGAAAAAAAUCAACCCCUACAAGUGCAAGAGAAGUUCAAAACAUCUGUGAUGUGAAUUUGUUUUGAUUUUUUUUUAUUCCUGACUGAAAUAAUACAGUUGUUUAAAAGUUCAGUUUCCUUUAUUGCUUUUUGUGAAUGCAAUUAUUUAAUUUACAAAUCAAAAUAAAAGAAAUGUAUUAAAUCUCUUUUAAGAGGUAAUUGCCUACCUUUGAAACACUAAUUUAGAAGAAAUUAACACAAGUUUAAAUGUAUUAAGUGAAGUGUUGAAGCUGCCUCAAACCUGUUCAAACUUGUAUCUCAAGUUGUGCUGUGAAAACUUUUAAUGUAGCUUGUUCUGCUUUUUUUUAUUUGAUGGAAAUAAAUUUGGUUUGGUACAUUUUUUACACAAGUCCA
Messenger RNA from Austrofundulus limnaeus, 2047 nucleotides. It is a transcript of the gene fuz, whose product is annotated as fuzzy planar cell polarity protein. Bases 278 to 1561 code for a protein of 427 amino acids. The record is from RefSeq and is a predicted model, not a curated record. The transcript has a single exon. NCBI's taxonomy places the organism in Eukaryota, Metazoa, Chordata, Actinopteri, Cyprinodontiformes, Rivulidae. Gene Ontology annotation, biological process: non-motile cilium assembly; vesicle-mediated transport.